Messenger RNA from Brenthis ino (lesser marbled fritillary), 1488 nucleotides. Lineage: Eukaryota; Metazoa; Arthropoda; Insecta; Lepidoptera; Nymphalidae. The record is from the annotation of a GenBank genome assembly.
AUGUUUCAUCGCCUUCUACGCGGUCGUUUAACGUUCAAAGUGUACAUUCUCUUAGGUAUAAUUGCUAUUUUACUGUGCGGCUAUCUCAUCCCGCAAUAUAAAAUAUAUCCCAUAGCUCCAGUCACUUCUUCAAGUUUAGCUCAUUCUCAUUCAACACGGCAUUUAUCUAAAUUAGUCACUGUUGUGUUUCGACAAUUUGAAGACUUUGAAAAUGAUAUCGCAGAAAGUGUUCAGUCGUUUGUCUCUGCAUACCCGAACAUACCGGUCCUGGUGUUAUGUGAACGAAGGCAGUAUCCACCUUUUCAGUUUUCAGCUACAAACAUAACCUUACGAAAUGUUAGGCUUAUAUCGUUAGAGUUAAAACUAGACUCCGCGCCAAGCAGUCUGGAUCCGUUUUCAUAUGUUUCUACAGAAUAUGUAUUAUUCGUUCCUGACUCCACUCGUGUAUCUCGGCGUGUGUUUCAACAAAUGGCUGUGGCUGCAACAACAUUUACUUCUCAAGCAAUAGCUGUAGGAAUUGGUAAUGCUCGUAUAAUUUGUCAGCAACUAAAGUGGGCAUAUGCUAAUUGGACAUUGCAGUACAGUAAAGAUUCUUCUAAGAAAUUGUGUGAUGCUGUUCAGGGCCAACAUGCUUUAUUGAUCAAGACAUCAAUCUUGCAAACAUUACCGAAACCAUUUAUUUUUCCUUUCCCUGAAUCACUAUAUUUACAGACAGCAAUCAGAAAAAUUAAGGUACAAGUACUGGAUGGUAAAUUUAGUGCUGGCAGAAGUGUCUUAAAGACACCAGCAUCGAAGCAAAAGGCUUCUAAAAGGUUAAGGGAUUAUCGUGUAGAACUUUAUAAGGAGCUUGGGGUAAAAGCUGUUGUAAAGGAAGAUGGUAGAGUCCAGUGGUUUGGUUGUAAAAGAGAAACUCAGCGAUGUUUUCCGCCAGUUCAAAGAACCCCGUCAUAUGUUUUGGCUAAGCGUAAUACACCGCCAUGUUGCUUACGUAACAUACGGCGUACCACCGGGCACGUACUGCGAGCGUUGCUGCAGGCCGGGGCCAGGUGUUGGUUGGAAACUACAUCGUUGUUAGGGGCUGUUGUACACGGUGAUUUACUUCCUUGGGUCGAGUACGCAGAAAUUGGUAUCCACGCAGCAGACUUAUCCCGAGUGUCAUGGCUGCAGAGGGGUGGCCCAGAUAACGAUGGCUUUGUAUGGGAGAGAGCAACCAAAGGGCAUUACUACAGAGUAGCAUAUUCUGCCACAAAUAGGGUUUACGUCUUAAUUCUGCCAUUUACUCCAAAAAAUGGUACAAUGUGGCCUGCAGACUGGGUCCUGGCUCAUCAACGCGAGUUUCCUGAAAGACAUCUCCAUCCACUUGCUCAAAUUCAAUUCGUCGGCCGCCAAGCUCCGGCGCCGAACGAUGCACGCGCUUUCCUAGACAUCAAACUAGGACCAAAUGCUGUUGACAGAAGUGAUAAAAUAGGAUCGAAACUCAUUUACCCA